AUGGCCGAACAGCUGAGGUUCGACGGCCAAGUUGUUGUCGUCACUGGCGCUGGCGGUGGUCUCGGCAAGGCCUAUGCUCUCUUCUUCGCCUCCCGCGGCGCUGCCGUCGUGGUGAAUGAUCUCGGAGGCUCAUUUCAAGGCGAAGGCAACUCGACAAAGGCUGCCGAUGUUGUUGUCGACGAGAUCAAGAAGGCAGGUGGCAAGGCUGCCGCCAACUACAACAGCGUCGAAGAUGGCGACAAGAUCAUCGAAACGGCCAUGCAAAACUUUGGUCGCGUCGACGUCGUCAUCAACAACGCCGGUAUCCUUCGGGAUGUCAGCUUCAAGAACAUGACGGACCAAGACUGGGACCUCAUCAUGAAGGUCCACGUCCGAGGCGCCUACAAGGUCGCCCGCGCUGCCUGGCCGCAUUUCCGAAAACAAAAGUACGGUCGGGUUAUCAACACUGCCUCGGCUGCUGGUCUGUUUGGCAACUUUGGACAGACCAAUUACUCGGCCGCCAAGCUGGCCAUGGUUGGCUUCACCGAGACCCUUGCCAAGGAAGGGGCCAAGUACAACAUUCUAUGCAACGUCAUUGCUCCCAUCGCUGCCAGCCGAAUGACCUCUACCGUCAUGCCCCCGGAUGUCCUCGAGCAGCUAAGGCCGGAGUGGGUUGUCCCUCUUGUUGCUGUUCUCGUCCACUCCAGCAACAAGUCGGAAAACGGCGGCAUUUUCGAGGUCGGUGGUGGCCAUGUGGCCAAGAUGCGAUGGGAGCGGUCUGGCGGCCUGCUGCUCAAGGCCGACGACUCCUACACCCCUAGCGCCAUCCUCAAGAAAUGGGAUCGGGUUGUCGACUUCUCCAAGCCUCAGUAUCCCACGGGCCCCAACGACUUUUUGGGCCUGCUGGAGGAGUCCCAGAAGCUUGGCCGCAGCGAACAGGGCCCCAAGGUCGACUUCACCGGCAAGGUUGCGCUCGUCACCGGCGGCGGAGCUGGCAUCGGCCGUGCCUACUGCCUGGCUUUCGCCAAAUACGGCGCUACUGUCGUCGUCAACGAUCUCGCCAAUCCGGACGACGUCGUGAAUGAGAUCAGGAAGGCUGGUGGAAAGGCCGUGGGUGUCAAGGCUUCUGCCGAGGAUGGCGAGACGGUCGUCAAGGCCGCCAUUGACAACUUUGGCCGAAUCGACAUCAUUGUCAACAACGCCGGCAUCCUGCGCGACAAGGCCUUUGCCAACAUGGAUGACUCGUUGUGGGAUCCCGUCUUCAACGUCCACUUGCGCGGCACCUACAAGGUCACCAAAGCUGCCUGGCCAUACUUUCUCAAGCAAAAGUACGGCCGCGUCAUCAACACCACCUCCACCAGCGGUGUUUACGGCAACUUUGGUCAGGCCAACUAUGCUGCUGCUAAAUGCGGUAUUCUCGGGUUUUCCAGAGCCUUGGCUAUUGAGGGUCAAAAGUACAACAUCUUUGUCAACACCAUUGCCCCCAACGCUGGCACCGCCAUGACGGCCACCAUCAUGCCCCCCGAGAUGGUCCAAGCGUUCAAGCCCGACUACAUUGCUCCUCUUGUUCUCGCCCUCUGCGGUGACGACUGCCCCGAUCCCACCGGUGGCCUGUACGAAGUCGGCAGCGGCUGGUGUGGCAAGACUCGCUGGCAGCGGACUGGCGGCCACGGGUUCCCCGUCAACGUCGCUCUGACCCCUGAAGAGGUGGUCAAGAACUGGAAAGACAUUGCCAGCUUUGACGAUGACCGGGUGGACAACCCUGAAAAGGCUCAGGACUCCAUGAUGAAGAUUAUGGGCAACAUGGGCAACGUUGCGGAGAAGGUCGAUGCGCCCGCCCCCGGCAACGAAUACCUCGACGCCAUCAAAGCCGUCAUUGGCAGGGAAGGCCCUGCCGUCGAGUUCAAGUUUGAAGACCGAGACUCCAUCCUCUACAACCUGGGCCUGGGCGCCAAGCAGAAUGAGCUGAAAUACGUCUUCGAGGGAGCCGAGGAUUUCCAGGUCCUGCCGACGUUUGGCGUCAUCCCCAUCUUCACCGCCGAGAUGCCCUUCAACUUUGACGACAUCGUGCCCAACUUCUCGCCCAUGAUGCUCCUCCACGGCGAGCAGUACCUCGAGGUGCGCAAGUUCCCCCUGCCCACCAGCGGCGUGCUCGAGUCGCGCGGCAAGCUGGUCGAGGUGGUCGACAAGGGCAGCGCCGCCGUGGUCAAGACGGCCCUCACCACGACCGACAAGGCGACCGGCGAGCCCGUCUUCUACAGCGAAAUGACCGUCUUCAUCCGCGGCAGCGGCGGCUUCGACGGCCCCAGCAAGGGACAGGGCCGCGGGGCCGCGACGGCCGCCAACGCGCCCCCCAAGCGAGCUCCCGAUGCCGUCGUCGAGGCCAAGACGGACGAGAACCAGGCUGCCAUUUACCGUCUGAGCGGCGACUACAACCCGCUGCACAUUGACCCGUCGUUCGCCAAGAUGGGCGGGUUCAAGAAACCCAUCCUCCAUGGCCUGUGCUCCUUCGGCGUCGCCGGCAAAGCCAUCUACGAGACGUUUGGCCCGUUCAAGAACAUCAAGGUCCGCUUCGCCGGCACCGUGGACCCUGGCCAAACCCUCGUCACGGAAAUGUGGCGCGAGGGCAGCAAGGUCCUUUUCCAGACAAAGGUCAAGGAGACCGGCAAGCUGGCCAUUGGCGGCGCGGCCGUAGAGCUGAUUGAUGACAAGGGCAAGAUGUGA
Molecule: messenger RNA, 2703 nt
Organism: Ustilaginoidea virens
Lineage: Eukaryota; Fungi; Ascomycota; Sordariomycetes; Hypocreales; Clavicipitaceae
Exons: 7
Coding region: 1-2703 (900 amino acids)
Molecular function (GO): oxidoreductase activity
Source: RefSeq, a predicted model, not a curated record